AGUCGGGUUCCGUUACGAGAAAUUGUCAACAAGCUGCCGCAUUGGGAUCAGAUUGUUCUUUUUCUGUUCCAUCUUGUAUCUCACACAUUGGGUCCACCAUGAGUGCCCAGCAGUUCUACCAAGGCGGUAACGACAAGCAAGGACAGCCACAACAGCAGUAUGCUCCUCCACCAGGCGGCCCGCCUCAGGACUACAACAACCAGCAGCAAUAUGCCCCUCCCCAGGGCCAGGCGAACUACAACAUGAAGGGCUCUCAGCCAUACGCCCAGACCAACCCCGAAACUGGCGGUCAGCCCAACUACCAGAAUGGCGACACUGCGCCCUUUUCCCAGGCGGAUGAAAAGACUGGCCAGAGGCUGAACCCUAGAAAGCGGUUGAACGACCCUAUAUUCUUGGUCUUGUUCUUGGCCGCCAUCGCUGGGUUUGCUGUCGUCUCUGGUAUCGCCAUCAACAGCUUUAUCAAGGUGAAUGGGCUGGGAGGGGGUUUGGGGAGCAGCAGCUCGGGACAAACAGGUUCAAGCACGACCCUGGAUUAGUGAGUGAACGCCAAGAAGACAUCUGUCGCUUGGGUGCUUUCGAUUCUCAUCAGUCAACAGCCACACUGUCUACAUUCUUCUCGUCGUUACCGGCUUGGGUCUCUUUAUCGCUGCAGUGUACCUUUUUAUGUUGAGGACGUUUACGAAAAUCAUCCUUGAAGUGACUUUGGCUUUGACUGUGCUGCUCAAUAUUGGUAUCUGCAUCUACUACUUUAUCAUCAAAUACUGGUCCGGCGCCAUCAUCUUCCUCGUCAUUGCCCUCCUCUCUAUCUUCUUCUACUGGGGCAUGCGCAAGAGGAUCCCUCUCGCCAAGCUGCUACUCCAAACCACCAUCGACGUCACCAAGCACCACCCUUCAGUCUACCUCGUCGUUUUUAUCGGUCUCCUUGUUCAAGCUGCUAUUUCAGUAUGGUACACUUUUACCUGUAUCGCCAUCUACGUCAAGUGGACUCCGGGUAGCGAGGCAUGCUCUACCGGCUGCUCCUCCAGCAAAGUCGCCGGCCUCAUCUUCUACUCUACCUUCGCCUACCUCUGGAUGUCCCAAGUCCUCGGCAACGUCAUCCUCGCCACCCUCGCCGGCGGUGUUUUUGGCGGCUGGUACUAUUACGGUCCUCGAAACCAAUGGGGAGGCGUACCAAAGCAAGCGAGUUUGAAGGCGUUUGUGAGGGCGACGACGCUGUCGUUGGGUAGUAUUGCUUUUGGAAGUUUGUUGGUCACGUUGUUGGAGCUUUUGAGGUUGAUUUUGCAGAUCUUCCAGCAGUACGAGUCUGGGCAGGGUGAUAGUGAGUGCAUUGGUUGUGUGUUGAUGAUUGUGUUGAUGGAUGCAGUGAUCGGCGCGGCUUUGAUCUGUGUUGCUCAAUGUUGUGUCGGGUGUAUCGAGUGGCUCAUUGCCUACUUCAACAAAUAUGCUUACAUCGAAAUCGCCCUUUAUGGCAAGUCGUACAUUCCUGCUGCCAAGGACACCUGGAGACUCCUCAAGGACCGCGGAAUCGACGCCCUCGUCAAUGACUCCCUCGUCGGCACUGCUCUCAUGUGGGGCGCCUACAUUAACGGAUUCCUCUGCGGCGUCCUUGGCUACUUGUAUCUCAAAUUCACCAACCCGUCCUACAACUCUGGCGGCCAGUACUCUGCCCCCGUCAUCCUCUUCUCCUUCCUCAUCGGUCUCACCGAGUCCAACGCCAUCAGCGCCGCCAUCGAUGCGGGUGUAUCGACCAUCUUUGUGGGACUGGGCGAGGACCCGAUGGUGUUGGCGGAGCGAAGCCCGGGAUUGUUUGAGAUGAUCAGGCAGGCUUACCCCCGGGUUCUCCAAGGGGUUCCCGGCAGGACCUAAUUCAGGCAGAAUGAGCUUUCAGCUAGCCCAAGGACAUUCAUAACAACACUAUAAUAAUGCAUA
Messenger RNA from Cryptococcus amylolentus CBS 6039, 1929 nucleotides. Its product is annotated as protein PNS1, variant 2. NCBI's taxonomy places the organism in Eukaryota, Fungi, Basidiomycota, Tremellomycetes, Tremellales, Cryptococcaceae. Gene Ontology annotation, biological process: transmembrane transport. The record is from RefSeq and is a predicted model, not a curated record. Gene Ontology annotation, molecular function: transmembrane transporter activity. Gene Ontology annotation, cellular component: plasma membrane. The transcript is spliced from 11 exons. Bases 664 to 1866 code for a protein of 400 amino acids.